AUGAUCCUAUACUCCCUCUUGUUCCUCGCCUCCAUCUAUGUAGUCUCUCCCUCCAUACCCUUGCUCAAACCCUCCAGCUCCAAAGAGAGCUCCACUGCAAAGAGACCUGACAAGCACACCACUGGCUUCAUCAACAACAGAAACGACUGCUUUGCCAACUCCACAUUGCAGUCCUUGGCCGCCUUGCCUUCUCUAGUUGCUUAUCUCAACCUCUUCAACGGGUUUUUUGUUGCGAACCAGCUCCAUAACGAUACACCUAAUGAUACACCUGAUGACGAUGUCACCGAUAACGAUAACGAUAGCGAUAGCAAUGCUGAUACUCAUACCCAUGCUCAUAAACACAGUAUCCAAAUUGACAAGAACACUCCCAUAUUACACCAGUCUCUAUCGUCAAUGGUAAACAUCCUCCAGAACCAAAUCUACAAGCCAACCUCAAUCUCGGUCUGGCCAUUUCUAAACAUUCUAGAAACCUUGUUUAAUUCAAGAAUCUCACGAAAUCAGCACGACGCUCAUGAACUAUUACAAUUGAUCAUUGAAACUUUGCAAACUGAAUAUCUCUUUCAGUCAAAAUUUUUCACCGACAGUAACCCUAAUAUUGAUAACGAUGUUGAUAAUAACAUUAGCGCUAAUAUUUCAUUUCCCUUUGAAGGAACUUUAUCAACUCAAUUAACCUGCUUAUCUUGUCUCCAAGUAUCAAACAUCAAGCAUUCAAACUUCAACAUCUAUUCAAUUCCCUUACCUCAAAACAAAUCUUCAAUCAACCUAACCGAUCUCAUCAACUUGAACAACACAGAAUCAAUCAGCGAUUACUCCUGUUUAAAAUGCAAACUCAAACUAAUCAUCAAAUUCGAACAAUACAAUCAAUCUAAUCAAUCUAAUCAGUCUAAUCAAUCUAAUCAAUCAAAUCAAUCAAAUCAAUCAAAUCAAUCAAAUCAUUCCAAUCAUUCCAAUCAAAAAAGACUAGAUCAAUUGAUUCAAUUUGAAAAAAACUGCAAAAUUAACGAUGACAUACCCACAGCCGACAACCUAAACCACUUUAUUUCAAACUACAAAUUUCCCGUUUCAAUCAAUCCCUAUCCUUCCUCCUCCUCUUCCUCUUCUAAAAAUAUCAUCUCUUCAACCAUCAUCAAAAAAACUUUUUUUUCAAAAUUCCCAAAAAUCCUAAUCAUCCACCUUUCCAGAUCAAUCUUCUUAAACGAUUUCAGCUCACACAAAAACUCCUGCAAAAUCUACUUCAACUCCUCUUUAAACCUAUCAAACAACAACAUACUCGCAAAUUACACCCUCAAAUCAAUCAUCUCUCAUACUGGAACACACAAUGCCGGCCACUACGAAUCAUACAGACACAAACCAUCUUUCCUCAAAAUAUCAAAAAACAACUACUCCAACAACGACCCAAAAAUCGAUCUAUCCUCCUUAAUCCAAAUCAACAAAAACAACACCAACAACACCACCACCACCGCUCAAUCAAAUCCCACCUCGGCAUCCUCUUCUUUAAAAAUUAACAAAAAUUCCAUCCCGGGCUACUUACCACCAAGCAACAUUUCCUCUCUAACACAUUCUACAAAGGAUUCAGAUGAUACAAGUAUUCUUGACUCAAGAGAAAAUUCAAGAGAAAAUUCAAAAGAAGAUUCAAAAGAAAACCAAAAUCAACAAAAUGAAGGCGUUUCAAUCGAAUCUCAAAAUAAACGCCCUUUAAAAUCUAAACAAAAAAAGAAAUCUUUCCUACAAUCCUCCCUCAAAAAACCAUACUGGCGAAUCUCAGACACUGAAGUCUCUGAAGUCACUGAGUCCCACGUCCUCAGUUGCAAUGAAGCUGUCUAUAUGUUGUUCUACGAACUCAUCGAAUAA
This is a messenger RNA of Ascoidea rubescens DSM 1968, 1851 nucleotides long. RefSeq names its product putative ubiquitin-specific protease UBP16 (gene UBP16). The transcript has a single exon. NCBI's taxonomy places the organism in Eukaryota, Fungi, Ascomycota, Saccharomycetes, Ascoideales, Ascoideaceae. Bases 1 to 1851 code for a protein of 616 amino acids. The record is from RefSeq and is a predicted model, not a curated record. Gene Ontology annotation, cellular component: nucleus; cytosol. Gene Ontology annotation, biological process: protein deubiquitination. Gene Ontology annotation, molecular function: cysteine-type endopeptidase activity; cysteine-type deubiquitinase activity.